ACAGAUGGAUCCAGUGACACAGAACAACCAGAGAGAUGUCCUCUUUAUCGCAGGGAGUCACCUCAGGAAGAUGAUAGCCCCCUUCUGGAUCAGGAUGAAGAACCAAUGUAUAUAAAAGUAGAAGUGAAAGAUGAAGAUGAGGAGACGGAUGAUCACCAGUCUGGGGAAGAGGGUGAGAGGAUGGUGACACCGACAAAAGGUAGGAGUGGUGUCCAGAAUUCCUCGGAGAGACCAAUGGAUCGCUCUCACACUGUCGUCAAAGUAAUCCAUCCGAGACUUCGUAGCGCCUCAGAUCCGUCCAAUCCGGAGCGUCCUUUUCCAUGUUCGCAGUGCGAGAAAAGUUUCACUCGAAAACACCACCUUCUUAGGCACCAGAAAAGUCACACGGGUGAACGUCCCUUUCAGUGUUCAGACUGUGGGAGAAGUUUCACUCACAAAGGAGAUCUCCUUAGACACCAGAAGAUUCACAUGGGUGAGCGCCCCUUUUCCUGUGCGGAGUGCGGGAAAUCUUACGUACAGAAAGUAAACCUUCUUAGACAUCAGAAGAGACACACCGGCAAACGUCCUUUUUCAUGUUCAGAGUGCGGGAAAUGUUUUAUAGAGAAAGCGGACCUUCUCAGACACCAGGGAAGCCACACUGGCGAUCACCCUUUUUCAUGUUCAGAGUGCGGGAAGUGUUUCCCUUGGAAAACAGACUUUAUUAGACACCAGAGAAUUCACACUGGAGAACGUCCAUUCCCAUGUCCAGACUGCGGGAAGUGUUUCAUUCGGAAGGCAGACCUGAUUACCCACCAAAGAAGUCACACGGGCGAGCGUCCUUUUCCGUGUACAGAGUGCGGGAAAGGCUUCAUUCAGAAAGGAGAUCUUCUUAGACACCAGAAGAUUCACACCGGGGAGCACCCCUAUUCUUGCGCAGAAUGCGGGAAAUCUUACGUUCAGAAAGUACACCUUCUCGUACACCAGAGGAGUCACACGGGCGAGCGUCCUUUUUCCUGCCAAGAGUGCGGGAAAUGUUUUGCGGAGAUAGGACUCCUUCAUAGACAUCAGAUCAUUCACACUGGCGAGCGUCCUUUUUCUUGUACGGAGUGCGGGAAAAGCUUUAAUCAAAAAGGAAUCCUUAUUAGACACCUGAGAGUCCACAAAGACAAAUGA
Staurois parvus is the source of this 1152-nucleotide messenger RNA. The record is from the annotation of a GenBank genome assembly. NCBI's taxonomy places the organism in Eukaryota, Metazoa, Chordata, Amphibia, Anura, Ranidae.